CCUCCCCUGAGCGGCCCCUGAAGCCAUGCGUGUGGGACCCCACCCCCAUUAUUGAGGCUGGUUGGUUGAGAGUGGCUCUUCCUCUUGCAGAGUGGUUGGGGCUAAGUGACGUGGACCAGCGCCUCUACGUGUUGGAGCGCCUGGAGGAACUGGUGACGCUACAGGACCAGCAGGAGACCCCCCCCGGAGACCCCCAUCUCGGUACCUGUCCUCCGCAGCAUCAUGAGCAGCAGAGCCCAGUGAGAGCAGUGCCGGAGGAGCGCGGUGAGAGCAGCCACACAGUUGGUUCUGAAGAGGGCGAGUCAGAAAAAGGAGAAGAGCGGCAGGAAAUAGCAGUGGAAAUGUUUCGGAAAAAAGCUUCGUCCUCCUUGAGAAUGAGAAGAAUAUCAGAAAGCAAUAGAUGGAACAUCGACCGCGGGCGCAGCUCGUCCUUCCAUGAGGUGCGUGGUCUUCGGGAGGCUGAGAUGAGGGCGGCGGCCGACGAGACGUCCAGCAGCAGCAGUGGCAGCAGCAACACCGUCCUGCAGCGACUCCUCCAGGAGCAGAUGCGCUAUGACGAGGGACGCAACUACCAGCUGGCCAUGCAGCAACAGCAGGAGCAGCAACGACAGCGGCAGCAGCAGGAAGGAGGGGUGAGCGGGGGCUACCCGGGCCAGGCAGGCCCCAACGACGACCGGCAUGACUCCAUGGUGCCCCACAUCGCCCGGCAGGAGCCCCAGGGACAGGAGCUGCAGGCGGACAGUGGCAUGGAGAAACUGGGCUCCCGCGGUGGGGGUAGUAGUGGAGGAGGGAUGAGUGGUGCUGGGGGAGGUAGCGGCCAGGGCCCCAACCCAGAGGACUUACCCACUUACGAGGAGGCCAAGGUGCAGUCGCAGUACUUUCGCGGCCACCCGCACCACCAGCUACAUCAACAACAACAACAACAACAACAACAGUUGCCUCCGUCGGUGGGCGCAGCAUUUUAUGUGACAGCCGUAACCAACAAUGGCAAGGUGCGUACGGAGGGGCGUCCCACGGUUCAGCGUCUGAGCAGCGGGGGAAAGGUGCACCAGGACGACGGGCUCAAGGACCUGAAGCAGGGCCAUGUGCGCUCCCUCUCCGAGCGCCUCAUGCAGCUCUCGCUUGCCACCAGCGGGGUCAAGGCCCACGCCCCUGUCACUAGUGCCCCUCUUUCCCCCCAGCUGCCCCCUCCGGGUCCGCCGGGGGACUACUACAAGCCCUCGGGCCAGCACCGGGGCCCCCCACCUGACUACCCCUUCAAGAACAUGGGCUCCUCUCCCAAACAGCUGCCGCAGCAUCAGGAGCAAGUAGGGCACUAUUACCAGGACCAUCGGCCAAGGGAGCAGGGCAGGAACGAGGUGCCACACGUCCGCUACCAGUCGCCGCCAGAGUACGGCUCCUUCAGGUCCAAUAAGGAGAGCUCCGUCCACUCCCAGAGGUCUGUCCAUCACCACAGCCCCACCUCCUCGGUCACCUCAGUGGGCUCUCUGUCCCGAGCCCAGUCCUCCACCCUCAGUAGUCUCCUCAGCGCCUCCCACCCCUCCCACACACACCCCCACCCCCAGGGGGACCCCUACGCCUCCAUGGCUCCCCGAAGCCCCCAGGGCCCUGGAUCACACCAGGGAGACCCAUAUUGUCCCGUGCCCAUGCACCCUCCAAUUCAGAGGGGCCACGGCUUCCCACACGACCCCUACGGCUCCACCUCCAGGAUGCACCACCAGCAGCAGCACCACCAGUAUCAACAACAACAACAGCAGCAGCAACAACAACAACAACAACAACAACUCCAACACCAGCACCAACAGUACCACUCCCAGUCAUCCCAGGGCCACCCUCCUCAGCACUACCCCCACCCCCAGGGGGACCCCUUCGCCAUGAUGUCCCGUGCCCAGCAGAUGGUGGACAUGGUGUCAGAGGAGAACCGGCUGCUCAAGCAGGAGAUGGAGGUGUGCUGCGAGAAGGUCACCAAGCUGCAGAAAUUGGAGACAGAGAUUACGUUGGUUUCGGAGGCCUACGAAAACCUGGCCAAGUCAUCCACUAAAAGGGAGGCUCUGGAGAAGACCAUGAGGAACAAGCUGGAGCUGGAGGUGCGCAGGCUGCACGACUUCAACAGGGACCUCAGAGAGCGCAUGGAUACUGCCAACAAGCAGCUAGCUGCUAAGGAGUGGGAGGGAACGGAAGACAACCGCAAGACCAUCUCUCAGCUACUCACCCAGAACAAAGAGACGGUGCGUGAGAAGGAGAAGCUGGAGAUAGAGCUGAACUCCCUGCACUCCUCCACGGACGACCAGAGACGACACAUUGAGAUCAGGGACCAGGCUCUCAACAACGCCCAGGCCAAAGUAGUCAAACUAGAGGAGGAGCUGAAGAAGAAGCAGGUAUAUGUGGAGAAGGUGGAGCGCAUGCAGCAGGCCCUAGCCCAGCUCCAGGCUGCCUGUGAGAAGAGAGAGCAGCUGGAGCACCGCUUACGCACACGGCUGGAGCGGGAGCUGGAGUCACUGCGCAUGCAGCAGAGACAAGGUGGCUCCCAGAGCAGCAGCAGUGGUCAGGAGUACAACGCCACRGCUCUGAUGGAGCAUCUGAGGGAGAAGGAGGAGAGGAUCCUGGCCCUGGAGGCAGACAUGACCAAGUGGGAGCAGAAGUACCUGGAGGAGAGCGUCAUGAGGCAGUUUGCCUUAGACGCCGCCGCCUCCGUCGCCACCCAGAGGGACACGUCGUCGUCAGUGAUAAGCCACUCCGCCAGCAGCAGCUAUGAGCAGCAGCUGUCAGUGGAGGCUCGUAUCCAGAAGGAGGAGGAGGAGAUCCUGCUGGCCAACCGCCGCUGUCUAGACAUGGAAAGCAGGAUCAAGAACCUGCACGCCCAAAUCAUAGAGAAGGAUGCCAUGAUCAAAGUGCUCCACCAGCGUUCCAGGAAGGAUCCCAACAAGGACCGGGAUGCCGCGGCCACCAUGCGACCCUCCAAGUCUCUGAUGUCCAUCGCCAACACGGGCGGCUCGGGCCUGCUCUCACACAGCUUGGGCCUCAGCAGCUCCCCCAUCACAGAAGAGCGCAAGGACAGCAGCUGGAAGGGCAGCCUGGGAGUUCUGUUGGGUCCAGAGUACCGUACCGAUUCUCUGAGGACAGAGUCCAUCUCGUCAUCUCCCUCCCCGGUCCUGCCCCUGACAGCAGGCCACUCUAAGACAGGCAGCAGGGACAGCUGCACCCAGACAGACAAGGGCCAGAGCCAGGAGGCUAGCAGCAAGCCCAGCACCCCAGCCCUGCAGAGCACGACCCUGCCCAACCGCCUCUCCAGCCCCAGCCCCGUCUACAUACCUGACCGCAUCGCAGAUGUGCCAGUGUUCCACAGCAGUACCCUGGAGAGGCGUGUCCUGGCACAGUCCCACCCCCAGGCCACAUCAGCCCCUCAACAGGAGGACAACGACAUGGUGGAGAUUCUCAUCUGAACUGAACCAUGGCCUCUAUAGGUCACAGGACAGGAGGACAAUAUGUGUUUGUGCACAAUCAAUACACACACAUUCACAGACACACACUUUCAAAAUAGGUGGAGGAUUCCUUUUUUCAACGUUUGGUGUUUAACUAGUUGUCGGGUGACCGAGGGUGUGUUCAAAUACAUCACUUUUUUAGAUGUGCUUUAAUGAACAAUACUUUGUACGGUUUGUGAUUCGGGAGGUUUUAGUGUCAUCAGAAUGAUCAGUGAACUCUCUUGAACAGUGUUGCUGGAGGCUAUUGGUUAACUAGCCCCCUUGGAUCAAAUGUAUUGGCUACCAUACGUUGCAUCUAUUGGUUAACUAGCCCCCUUGGAUCAAAUGU
Salvelinus sp. IW2-2015 is the source of this 3810-nucleotide messenger RNA. Its product is annotated as angiomotin. Lineage: Eukaryota; Metazoa; Chordata; Actinopteri; Salmoniformes; Salmonidae. The record is from RefSeq and is a predicted model, not a curated record. Gene Ontology annotation, biological process: regulation of cell migration; angiogenesis; establishment of cell polarity involved in ameboidal cell migration. Gene Ontology annotation, molecular function: signaling receptor activity. Gene Ontology annotation, cellular component: cytoplasmic vesicle; lamellipodium; plasma membrane.